Molecule: messenger RNA, 151 nt
Organism: Eimeria tenella
Lineage: Eukaryota; Apicomplexa; Conoidasida; Eucoccidiorida; Eimeriidae
Product: supt5h protein, putative
Exons: 2
Biological process (GO): DNA-templated transcription elongation
Source: RefSeq, a predicted model, not a curated record
AUGCGGGACCCCAAGUUGUGGAUGGUUCGUUUAAAUAAGAGCGGGACGGAGCGGCAAGAAGUAAUUGCCAUUUUAAAUAAAUGUUUUCUUCACGCCAAGCAAGGAGUGGAUUUGCAAAUUUAUUCUGUCUUCGCCUCCGAUGACUCCAAAG